UGCAGGUGCCGGAAGUGACGCUUGUUCACAAAAACAGAUUUACAUGAAACUGAAACUGAGUUGAAAGAAUCAUCAAAUUCUUUCCUGAGAAUCUUUCUACAGACGGUCGAGUUGAGAUCGAGUAAUGGCACAGAACAGAAGUGGUUACACUCGCUUCGAGAACCCAGCAGCAGAUGACAUCCGCACGGAUCAGACUCCGCCCAUAGGGUUUGUGAUGCCCCCCGCUUAUGAUGCUGGGGUACCGAUCUCCGCACCUCCGUAUCCUCCACCUACUGCUUUUGGGAACCCCACGUAUGGCCAGAGCGAUCCUGGAUGUCCACAAACACAGUAUCCUCUGGCGGCUCCUCACACGCCUGUUUCAUAUGUGAUCGAGCCCGUGCAGAUGGACCCGCCUCCAGACUAUGACGUGGAGCAAUUCGCCUUCUCCGGACUGGACGACAAAACCGUCCGCAGGCUUUUUAUUCGAAAGGUGUUUGCAGUAUUGAGUCUGCAGCUGUUCGUUACCUGUGGCGUGGUGGCCAUCUUCACGUUCGAGCGACAUGUCAAACUCUUCGUGCAGUUGAACAACUGGACGUACUGGGUCGGUUAUGUGGUCUUUCUUGUGCCGUACUUCAUCCUCUCGUGCUGCAGUCAGUUUCGCAGAAAACAUCCGUGGAAUCUCAUUGCUUUGACCGUUUUGACUCUGGCCAUGAGCUACAUGAUAGGUGUGAUAUCCAGCUUCUAUGAUACAGACAUUGUCAUCAUGGCUGUCGGCAUCACAGGGUUGGUUUGCUGUACAGUGAUGGUCUUCUCUCUUCAGACCCGCUUUGACUUCACUUCCUGUUACGGCGUGCUCUGCGUGUGCUGCACCGUGCUCUUCUUCUUUGGUAUCCUCUGCAUCUUCCUUUACAGCAGGAUUAUGGAUCUGAUCUACUCGGCUCUGGGCGCUCUGCUCUUCACCUGCUUCUUGGCUGUGGACACACAGCUGCUUCUUGGGAAUAAGAAAGUGUCUCUGAAUCCUGAGGAAUACAUCUUCGCAACACUCAGCCUCUAUCUGGACAUCAUCUACAUCUUUUUAUACAUUCUGCGGAUUGCGGGAAUAGUUCGCAGUUAAAAUAGCAUAAUAGGAGCUGAGGCUUGUCCAGAUGAAACCCAAGUCAUUCUUUGUGUUUUUGUGAAUUUAGCGGGAUUGUGUCAACGGUCAGUCCCUGUGUGUACUGUAGUGGCCAAAGGAAAAGUUUAGAGGGAUUAUUUGUGCAAUAUAUGCUUUCAAUGUUCCCUUUGGUUCAAUUAAAGCAUUCAAAUAUGAGGGAUUGGUCUGGAAAUGAGCCAAAACAUCACAGUGUACUGGGAAACCUGGGUUUCAUUUGAAAAUACAAAAUUCCUAUUUUUUUACUUUUACUAAAAUUCAGGAGUUUUAUUAUGAAUAAUAUUUUGUUGAUUUUCUCUUGUUUUUAAUUCCAGCAGUGAUUCUCCUGAUGUCUGUUCUGUCUUGCCAAACCUUCUUAACCUCUUAUCAAAGCUGAGCUUCCGUUUAUACUGAGAGUUAACCCAACUUCACAACACACAUACAAUAAUAUAUUUGAAGAAAGGGUGAAGACGUCUAUGUUUCAUAUUGAACAUCACUUAGGCCUCUACUGUAGAUGUUUUAUUACACACUUCAUUUACAUUUAUGUAUUUGGCAGAUGCUUUUAUCAGAAGGGACUUAUACACAUUACAAUACACAUUAGUGUUCACACUUUAACAGUUAAGUGUUUUUAUUCUCUCGUUGCUCAUUUGCAUGCUUUCUUGAAUUAGAACAUACUGUUUCUGAUACUUUUGCAAGAAUUGGUAACAUGCAGGAUUUUAUUUUGUUUCUUAGUUUUUUUACAGUGUUUUUCUCCGACGCAUCUAUUACCUGCAGUUGUGCAAAGAUGAUUGUUAAUCAAAUUAUAAUUUAGCAUUUUUAAUGAUUGUGAUUUGAUUUUGUAUGAUCAUGAGCCUUUUCAUUAUUUUUGUAGCACAUUCUAUAUUACAGAUCCGUGAUAUGUUGUUUUUAUACAUUUUUAUUUCUUUAUGGUGUUAUAGUACAAUAUGCAUCAUUUCGGAUUAAAGAUUUUUUUCUCAAAGAUAA
Messenger RNA from Triplophysa dalaica, 2092 nucleotides. RefSeq names its product glutamate receptor, ionotropic, N-methyl D-aspartate-associated protein 1b (glutamate binding) (gene grinab). Gene Ontology annotation, biological process: negative regulation of apoptotic signaling pathway. Bases 125 to 1093 code for a protein of 322 amino acids. Gene Ontology annotation, cellular component: membrane; endoplasmic reticulum; Golgi apparatus. The transcript has 7 exons. NCBI's taxonomy places the organism in Eukaryota, Metazoa, Chordata, Actinopteri, Cypriniformes, Nemacheilidae. The record is from RefSeq and is a predicted model, not a curated record.